GGAUGGGUACAUCUGUGGACGGAUAUAUAUAGGACGGGUUCGGUUACUCCAGUCAGAGGUAACAGAACCCUCUCUCCAGGAGAGUAAUCAGACACAGGAGAAUGAGAGGUCCUGUGUUACUACUGACACUAGCUGUCCUUGGUCAAGCUGGUAAACUUGACCUAGGCAUUUUUACCAAGUAUACAGAGACCGAUACAGGGUGUCCCUGUUGGUGGGACCUUACCAGGGAUGAUUGUGCCUGCUGUACAACAUCUGAACCUGCUGUGCAAUGCGGGUUCCCUAUGCAUAAAUAUUGUUAUAAACCAUCAAACAGAGGUUGUCCUGGUAUACCCGCAUCAAGAUGGACUCUAUCCACCAGGGGGCAUCCCUGCUACUGGAAACAGGACAGAACUGAUGAGUGUGCUUGGUGUGCUACUGGGGGAUACCAGUGUGGAACUGGUAAAAGGAGUUCUCCGCCUAGAAACCACUGCUACAAUGGUCGCAACAAGAAAUACUGUGAUGCUGUAAUAGGAGAUUGUAGACACAUUACCAACGCCUGUGACCCCAACGCAACAUGCAAAUUUUCUAAGAAAUUCGCAAGUUUUCGAAUUCAUAAAUGCGUUUGCAACCCCGGCUAUACAGGCAAUGGUGUUCAAUGUUUUGAUCAAGAUGGAAAUCUUAGUCAAGAUCCUAGUAAGAUUGUUGAGGUUGAGAUGACCCUAAACAGUGAUUUCUACGUGUAUCCUCAUGAAAGCGAGCAGUUUCCUUUCGGACCUGAGCUUGAUACACUUUUCAGUGAGAUGAAUGCCGUAGUUAACGCAUGUACAGGAGGUGACUGUACUUCAACUGUUGUAUAAUCUAAGCAAGAAUCUACGACUGAGGGCAUAGAGAAGAAUUGGUAGAUAUUAUGGAAUAGAGAACUUCAAUACUCAGUGUCCAAACUGUGAUUAGUAACUAAUAUCUAUAGCUGAAAUAUUUUAUUUAGAUUUAUAAAUAUGUGAGUUUUGGGAUUAAUUUUAAGCAAAUAAAAAAAGAAUCAAAA
This is a messenger RNA of Eurytemora carolleeae, 1021 nucleotides long. RefSeq lists its product as uncharacterized. The record is from RefSeq and is a predicted model, not a curated record. Bases 102 to 836 code for a protein of 244 amino acids. Lineage: Eukaryota; Metazoa; Arthropoda; Copepoda; Calanoida; Temoridae. The transcript has 10 exons.